This is a messenger RNA of Fragaria vesca subsp. vesca, 1530 nucleotides long. Its product is annotated as choline-phosphate cytidylyltransferase B-like. The coding region runs from base 113 to 1168 and encodes 351 amino acids. NCBI's taxonomy places the organism in Eukaryota, Viridiplantae, Streptophyta, Magnoliopsida, Rosales, Rosaceae. The transcript has 9 exons. The record is from RefSeq and is a predicted model, not a curated record. Gene Ontology annotation, biological process: CDP-choline pathway. Gene Ontology annotation, molecular function: phosphatidylcholine binding; choline-phosphate cytidylyltransferase activity.
AAGCUGAGAGAGGAACACAAAGAAGAAGAAGAAGCAGCUGCUUCCUUAGAGGGUGAAGAAGAAGAAGAAGAAUAGGUGAAGCCCAACACCACUCAGCUUCUUAAAGAUUCUAAUGGCGGAGGUUGCUUCUGAGCCCAAAGAUACUUGUGCCACCACCACCACCACCGCCACAAGUAGGAAUUCCGAUCCCGAUGAGAAUCGUCCCGUCCGUGUCUACGCUGAUGGGAUCUACGAUCUCUUCCACUUUGGCCAUGCUCGCUCUCUCGAGCAAGCCAAAUUAUCGUUGCAGCUUUUUUGUGUUUUCUUAUCUGGGUUCCCUAAUACCUAUUUGCUCGUUGGUGUUUGCAAUGAUGAUACCACUCACAAGUUUAAAGGGAAGACUGUUAUGACGGAGUCGGAACGAUAUGAAUCUCUUCGCCAUUGCAAGUGGGUGGAUGAAGUCAUUCCUGAUGCACCCUGGGUAAUCAAUCAAGAAUUUCUUGACAAGCAUAAUAUUGAUUAUGUAGCCCAUGACUCUCUACCUUAUGCUGAUACUAGUGGAGCCGGAAAGGACGUAUACGAAUUUGUCAAAAAAGUUGGCAGGUUUAAGGAGACAAAACGAACCGAGGGGAUCUCGACAUCAGACAUUAUAAUGAGGAUUGUUAAAGAUUAUAACCAGUAUGUGUUGCGUAACUUGGAUCGUGGGUAUUCUAGAAAAGAGCUUGGCGUUAGUUUCGUGAAGGAAAAACGAUUGAGGGUGAACAUGAGUUUGAAGAAGUUACAGGAGAAAGUGAAGGAACACCAAGAAAAAGUAGGCGAAAAGAUUCAGACAGUUGCUAUGCAUCGUAAUGAAUGGGUAGAAAAUGCUGAUCGCUGGGUUGCUGGAUUUCUUGAGAUGUUUGAAGAAGGUUGCCAUAAAAUGGGCACUGCCAUUAGAGAUCGAAUUCAAGAGCGCUUAAGAGGGCAGCAGUCAGCACGUCUGCUGGAGAAUGGUGAGGUAGUUACUGAUGAUGAAGAAUAUUAUGAUGAUGAAGAUGAAGAAUAUAACGAUGAUGAAGAAUAUUAUGAUGAUGAAGAAUAUUAUGAAGAGGUGUAUGGGAAAGACUCAAAUAAUGAGAAUGAGGGCAAUGAUAGAGGACGAAGUGAGAAAGAAAAGUACGAGAAAGAAAAUAAUGACAAAGAAAAGUAGGGACUCUUUUCCAUGCUUGCAGUAUAUAUUGCUCGCUGCACUGUCACUGCUUGUUCAUGAAGUUGUGUAAACUACUAUACGAUAGUUUUUGGUGGUGAGACAUGAUUCCCUGAAGUUGCAAAGGGAAACACCAGUCACUCAAAACAUACUUGUAGUGUAAUUUCUGCCUUUUAUCGCGUCGAUCUCCAGACUCUAGUGUGGGUAGGUUUCUAAAUCAUUUGGCACCCAGUUAUAGAUAUCAUGCUUAUCGUCUUUGCCUUUCUGCUUGUUGUGGCUAAGACUUGAACUUUGGAUAUUCUUCAUGAGCCAUGUAAAGAGAGCUUAUAAGUCCCAAUAUAUGUCACCUUUACUUGUCUAGUCCU